UGCACUAACAAUACGACGAGCAGGCAUGAAUAGUUGAAAUGGUGUGGAAAGCAGUAAUAAAAGAAUUGUGGGCGUGUCUGAAGUUUUGACAGAUGCUAAAUUUGGCAUAAUAAUCUGUAAAGGUUACAAUUGUGAGGUAAUACGGGGUCUUGCAUUGAAAAAAGAAGAGAUUAAACGUGGGAGAUUAUAAGAGAGUGAUGUUGUUAAAAUGAGCUGACAGACUGCCUGACUGACACAUCAAAAACAAGGAAAUCCUCGCGCGAGUAAUGGCGAUUACUUCAUCACUCUCGCGUAACUCCUGCUAACACAAACCAGCAUUGCAGUUUGUUAAUUCUUCUCAUAUUGGACCUGUGGAACCUGCGUAGCCAUGUCAUCCAGAGUGUUGCUACGGCAACAGCUGAUGCGGGAGCAGGCACAGGAGCAGGAGAGGAGGGAAGCACAGCAGCAGGCAUCUGUCGCUCAGCUCCGACCCACAGAAUCUACUCCAGCCAUCUCCGUCACGGUCCCACCCAUGGCUGCCCGCCCUCCUCCAGCUCAAGUACCAGUGGAAGUUCUGAAGGUGCAAACACAUCUUGAAAACCCAACUAAGUACCACAUCCAGCAGGCUCAAAGGCAGCAAGUAAAACAGUACUUAUCCACCACGUUAGGCAACAAAGUUGCCACACAAACCCUUGGUGUGUCCCCUGUUCUACAAUCAAGUUCCGCACCUGAGAUGGGACCCUCGGCAAGCAGUGCCCCCAACAGUCCAAUGGCACAUCUAAACCUGGGCUCCAACAAAGAAGAGAUGGAUGAUGUGAUUGAUGACAUCAUUAGCCUCGAGUCCAGCUUAAAUGAUGACAUCAUGUCACUGCUAGAUUCAAGGCUGCAACUUCCAAACACGCUACCAGGCAACCUUCUGGAUGUCUACAGCAGUCCUGGCAUGGCGACCCCCACUAUCACCGUCAGCAACUCCUGUCCUGCAGAUCUGGCUAACAUCAAAAGGGAACUAACUGAUUCAGAGGCAAGAGCCCUCAUGAAAGACAGACAGAAGAAAGAUAAUCAUAAUCUCAUUGAAAGAAGGAGAAGAUUCAACAUAAAUGACAGAAUUAAGGAGUUAGGAGCUCUUAUACCAAAAUCCAGUGAUCCCGUAUACUUAACUGAUAGGGAGAUGCGUUGGAACAAGGGAACCAUUUUAAAGGCAUCUGUUGAUUACAUAAGAAAACUUCAAAAAGAGCAACAGAGAGCCAGAGAUGUUGAGAUGAAGCAGAAAAAGCUGGAACAAGCCAACCAGACCCUGCUGCUUCGCAUACAGGAAUUAGAGAUGCAAGCCCGGGUUCAUGGUCUUGCUACUCAUAUGUCUCCUGGCCUGGGCUCAGACGCUUCAUUUCUUCAGCAACACCAGCAGCAGCAGCAGAUAUCCCAGGCAAACCGGUCUUUGCAACCCAGUGCUGUGGAAAGCCAAGCUCAGACGCUGCUCACUUUGGAUGGGGCCAUGGCACAGACUUCUCCCUUCCUCACAAUAUCUCCUAGUUCUCCGGCUGGGGCGGUUGUAAGCGGCCCUCUUGAUUUGGAUACAUUCAGCUUUGCGGAUCUGGACGACCAUUCGGCUUCCAAUCUUUACUCUGACGUGGGUCUCGGUGACAUUUUGAUGGAUGAGGGGUGCUCGAUGCCUACCGUCAGAUCUUCAGAUCCAUUCUUCUCCCCAGUGUCCCCCGGUGCCUCCAGCAGCAGGAGUAGCUUUAACAUGGAAGAAGACUUGUGACCUAACUGACCAUUAUUUGUGUGUUUGUGCACUCUUAUUCUUGUGUGUGACCUUCAUGUGGCCCCUUAUCUAAAUUAUACCCCUUUUCUGGCUUUGUACUGACCUCUUAAUGAUCAUAUUUAUCGUCUCAAACCAGGAAUCAAUGAUGUCAGAAGCCAGGAGGCAGAAUGAUGUGCUCACCAUUUCCUUUUUAAAAUAACACCCGUAAAACAUAUUAUCCGUAAUUACAUGAUCAUGUACACAAUGUGUCUACAAUUUAACUGCCCAAAUAUUUUGUUACAUAUUUAAAUGCAGCAUUUGAUGUCAUAAUAAUACAGAUUCAAUCACUUUACAUGUUAGUGUAAGAUUGUCUUGGGCACAAUUGAAUGUUACUGUCCUAUUCCCCAUAAUCUUGUGAUGUUUCACAUACAAAUAGUUUCCCAGGCAGUCAAUCCCAAUUUUAUUAAACUUUUAAUUGAUACCUAAACUUUUAGCCUUUUUGUAGCUAAAAUGUAGGAGGUUUGUGCUUUUUGUAGAUAAUUGUUCUAGGCAUAGCAGUGUUGCCAUAAGGGUAAUUCAUGUCAUUGUAUUACGUUAGACGUUGCAUUCAGAGCAUGCAAGUGCAGAUAUUUAAAGUGUGGAGUGAGUAGUCACUUUAUAGACAUUUAUUGUACCAAAGGGAUGUUUCAGAAUUGUGAAAAUAGCAUGGAUAAAGUGGGGACAUUAUUUGUUUUAAAAUGAAAAGGUUUAAGCAAUAUUUACUUGCGUAUUUUAGAAAAGUCUAUUUUUAACACUCUUUGUUGUCUUGACAUACAGCUUAGUUGUUGCAUUUACUACUAACCAACUGUUUUGAAAUAUAUACACCAGUUUAUUGCAGUUUACAACACACCCUUUAGGCCUAACUCAAUUGAUCUUUUUUUAAUGUUACUUUGCAAAACAGAAAUGUAAUGGUGCGGUUGCUCUUCAACCAGGUUGAAGCGACAUACAAAUUUACAGGUGUACGUUUCAAAAGCUACCUCUCUGUAAAGUGCUUUUUUAACCAGCAUUAAUCGGCACAUUUACCUGCAAUUAUGACAUUUUCUGUACCAUAUGUGAAAGAGAGACUUUUAGACAAAAGAUGCAUUAGCUGUCACUGGGAUGGUACCUUUAAAACAGUCUAUGUGAUAGAUGUGUGCCUGCGAGGUAUUAAAUUGUACUCUUUAGGUACAGAUGUGUACUUUUUAAAAAACAUACUGCCUCGGUGACAACUUUUGCACCUUUUGUUUUGGAGAGUGCACAAAUAUUGUUUUAACACUGCCAAAACCAAAUAUAACUUAUUUUGUGAUUAAACAGUGUGAUGACACUCUCAUAUAUGUGCCUUUAGCAUUAAGGAACAAACAUAGUUUAUUUAGAAAUUAUAAAAAAACAAUAAAAAAUGAGUCUUGAAAGUUUGGAAAAGGUCCUUAGUUUCUAGUUGAAUGUAUGUUUAUGUGUGAAAUUACAUAAAUAAAAACACUUUUAUAUAUAAUAUAUUCCAAAACUUGAAUGUUGUAAGUAAGAGAUGCAAUUGCCAUAUUUUUCUAGGCACACAAUUGUGUUUAAUUUAAAUAAAAUUAUGGGAAAUUAUGUAAAUGUACUGACAAUAGUUGGGUAUCUAAGGACUUUUAUUAAAAUUUAUUAAAUUGCCCCCCUCUGCUGCUGCAGUUUUGUUACUUUCAUUAUAUCUGUACUUGAAAGCUGAAAGGGAAACAUCAUGUAUAACAGAAAAUUAUAAAUAAUAAAAAUAUUUUUAAUUGGAUUUUUUCUGGAUUUCAUGUGUGUUGCAAAAAUAAACUAAUGAGAAAAUGGA
Molecule: messenger RNA, 3548 nt
Organism: Paramisgurnus dabryanus
Lineage: Eukaryota; Metazoa; Chordata; Actinopteri; Cypriniformes; Cobitidae
Gene: tfe3b
Product: transcription factor binding to IGHM enhancer 3b
Biological process (GO): regulation of transcription by RNA polymerase II
Cellular component (GO): nucleus
Molecular function (GO): protein dimerization activity; DNA-binding transcription factor activity, RNA polymerase II-specific; RNA polymerase II cis-regulatory region sequence-specific DNA binding
Source: RefSeq, a predicted model, not a curated record